Molecule: messenger RNA, 504 nt
Organism: Lymnaea stagnalis (great pond snail)
Lineage: Eukaryota; Metazoa; Mollusca; Gastropoda; Lymnaeidae
Source: the annotation of a GenBank genome assembly
CUCUCCGACAGCCAACUCUCCGAUAGCAUCAACUCCGACAUCAUACUCACUGACUGCAUACUCCUCGACAGCAUCCUCUCCAAUAGCAUCAUCUCCAAGAGCAUAUUAUACGGCAGCGUACUCUACAACAUACUACUCUUCGAAAGCAUACUCUCAGACAACAUUUUCUCCGACAACAUCCUCUUUGACAGCAUAGUCUCCAACAGCUUCCUCUCCGACAGAAUACUCUCCAUCAGGAUACUCUCCGACAGCUUAAUAUCCAACAACAUCCUCAACGACUGCAUACUCACCGACAGCAUACUGCUCGACGGCAUCCCUUCCAACAGAAUACUAUCCGACAGCAUAUUCUCCGACAGCCUAUUCUCCGAUAACCUACUCCCCGACGGCAUAGUCUCUGACAACCUCCUCUACAACAUCAUCGUAACCGAAAGAAUACUGUCCGAAAGCAUCCCAUCCUACAACAUUCUCACCGACAGCAUCCUCUCCGACAACAUAUUUUCCGAC